AUGAUUAAUACAAAAUUAAUUUCUACUAUAUUUAAAAGAAAAUUUUAUAAUGCUAAAUUACCAGCAGGUGAUUUAAGAAUUUUAAAUAUACCACAUGGCAAUUUUGAAAAGUCUAAUUUUACUUCAUAUGAAGUUGCUUUAGGAUUUGUCCAAAAUAAUAUGAAAUUGUAUACACAAGCUGCUGCUUUAUCACCAACACCACUAUGGAAUGCUUUACUUAAAAGAAUUGAUGAUGCAGAUUUAAGUGGCCUUGAAAUCCAACACAUUAUAAGUUUAGGAAAAAUACCAUGGUUAAAUGAUAAAUAUUAUGAUAAAAUAAGAUCAAAUGCUUUAUUUAUAUGUGGUAAUGUUCGUAAACAUAUAGAAAUGGGAAAAGCUGACUAUAUACCAAUAUUUUUAUCACAAAUGUCUCAGAUGUUUAGUCAGAUGAAGAGAAAAUUUGAUGUAUCAUUUGUUGCAUGUUCAUCACCUGAUAAACAUGGUUAUGUUUCUUUAUCAUUAGCUGUCGAUUGUACUUUAGGCGCAUUAAGAAAUUCAAAACAUAUUAUUGGAAUUUGUUCAAAUCAAGUACCAAGAACAUUUGGUGAUUCAACAAUUCAUGCUUCACAAUUUUCUGCAUUAAUUGAAGAUAACACUUUUAAACCAUAUGAAAUGCCGUUAGAAAAUUUAGAUGAUGAUAGUCCUGAAGCUAAAAUUGGUCAAAUUAUUGCAGAAAAUUUAAUUGAUGAUGGUAGUACAUUACAAUUUGGUAUUGGUACAAUUCCAGAUUUUGUUUGUAAAUAUCUAUCUAAUCAUAAAGACUUAGGUAUUCAUACUGAAUUAUUAUCAUCGGGUGCAAGUAAAUUAAUUGAAGAUGGUAUUAUUACAGGAUUUAAAAAAACUAUUGAUACUGGAAAACAUGUAACAUCAUUUAUUUGUGGUGACAAAAAUCUUUAUGAAUUUGUUGAUGAAAAUCCUAAUUUUGUAUUGAAAUGUUCUAGUUAUACUAAUAAUGUUGAAAUUGUAGCUAGGCAACCAAAAAUGACAUGUGUUAAUUCUGGAAUAGAAAUUGAUUUAACAGGCCAAAUAGCUUCUGAAUCAAUUGGUAAAACAUUUUAUUCAGGUUUUGGUGGUCAAGUUGAUUUUAUGACUGGUGCUGGUAUGGCUUAUGAUAAUAAAGGUAAAGCUAUUAUAGCCAUGACUUCUAGAACACCUAAAGGUAAACCAAAAAUUGUACCAACAUUAACAGAUGGUUCUGGUGUUGUAACAACAAGAGCACAUUCUAAAUAUUUUGUAACAGAAUAUGGAAUUGCAAAUUUAUUUGGAAAAAAUGUAAGACAGAGAGCAUAUGAGUUAAUACAAAUAUCUCAUCCAGAUGAUCGUGAGAAUCUUGAAAGAAAAGCAUUUGAAAGAUUUAAAAUUAUGCCUUCUAAGGAUUAA
Strongyloides ratti is the source of this 1419-nucleotide messenger RNA. RefSeq names its product Acetyl-CoA hydrolase/transferase family and Acetyl-CoA hydrolase/transferase C-terminal domain-containing protein. Gene Ontology annotation, biological process: acetate metabolic process. The record is from RefSeq and is a predicted model, not a curated record. The transcript is spliced from 2 exons. Gene Ontology annotation, molecular function: acetate CoA-transferase activity. Bases 1 to 1419 code for a protein of 472 amino acids. Gene Ontology annotation, cellular component: mitochondrion. NCBI's taxonomy places the organism in Eukaryota, Metazoa, Nematoda, Chromadorea, Rhabditida, Strongyloididae.